This is a messenger RNA of Cricetulus griseus (Chinese hamster), 6149 nucleotides long. Lineage: Eukaryota; Metazoa; Chordata; Mammalia; Rodentia; Cricetidae. The record is from RefSeq and is a predicted model, not a curated record.
AUGAAGUGGAAGAGCAGCCACUAAAGCCUGGGACAAGGGAUGAUGAAGAGUCAUACUGAGACUGGAAUUUGGGAUGGGUUCAUUACAUGAAGGCUUCAUUGCCUGGAGGCCUCCUCCUGUCAUGAGGGUAGUGACACCUACCAGGCAUGUAAUGACAGUUGGGGAGGGAAGAUGCUGCAACAGGACACGGCAUGAUCACCUCCAAGAUAACCCAUCUGGCCUGGAUGUCUUCUUCAGACAUCCUUCCCUGUCCCCUGACCCUCCAGGCCUCAGCCUCAAUGGAACAUCGAAUGAGCAGUAAUUACACUGGCCAGGUCCCAUCUGUCAAUCCCAAGAGAACUCACUGCACUGGCAGGUGGCAGGAAAUCUGACUCCUGCUCAGAAGGGACAUCUAAUCCUUUCGUGGCUCGGGUCAUCAGUGACUAGUCCAGACAACCUGUCCUGUUGGGAACUGGCCCUUCGCUGCCGCCCGAGUGUCGCUCGCACCGACACCCCCCUCAGGAUUCCCGGGCGGAGCUGCCCUGGAGAGCUCCAGGGAUCUUCCAGCCUCUUGCUAGAGAGUGCACCGCUGUGUGAGCUGGAGAAGAAACAUGAAGGUCGGCUGGCCAGGUGACAACCACUGGCAGGUGGGUCCAGCUGUGGUGGAAAGUCCAGCUGUGGGAGCACCGCAGGUGGAAAGUCUCCCCGACGUGGUUCCGGAGGGCACGCUGCUCAACAUGGUGCUGAAGAGAAUGCACCGUCCCCGGUGCUGCUCUUACCAGCUGGUGUUCGAGCACAGGCGGCCCAGCUGCAUCCAGGGACUUCGCUGGACACCACUUACCAACAGUGAGGAGUCUCUGGACUUCACUGUGAGCCUGGAGCAGGCCACCACGGAGCGUGUGCUCAAGGCAGGGAAGCUCCUGCAUCGUCAUCUCCUGGCCACCUACCCUACCCUCAUCCGAGACAGAAAAUACCAUCUCCGACUGUAUCGGCAAUGCUGCUCUGGCCGGGAGCUGGUGGAUGGGAUCUUGGCUCUGGGGCUUGGCGUCCAUUCACGGAGCCAAGCUGUGGGCAUCUGCCAGGUGCUGCUGGAUGAGGGUGCCCUUUGCCAUGUGAAACAUGACUGGACCUUCCAGGACCGAGAUGCCCAAUUCUAUAGGUUCCCUGGACCAGAGCCAGAGCCUGCGGGAACUCAUGAUGUUGAAGAGGAGCUUGUUGAGGCAAUGGCUCUACUCUCACAGCGAGGGCCUGAUGCCUUACUCACUGUGGCGCUCCGGAAGCCCCCAGGUCAGCGGACAGACGAAGAAUUGGACCUCAUCUUCGAGGAGCUGCUGCACAUCAAGGCGGUGGCCCACCUCUCCAACUCAGUGAAGCGGGAAUUAGCUGCUGUUCUGCUCUUUGAACCACACAGCAAGGCAGGGACUGUGUUGUUUAGCCAGGGGGACAAGGGCACCUCGUGGUACAUUAUCUGGAAGGGAUCUGUCAACGUGGUGACCCACGGCAAGGGGCUGGUGACCACAUUGCAUGAGGGAGAUGACUUUGGACAGCUGGCUCUGGUGAACGAUGCACCUCGGGCAGCCACUAUCAUCCUUCGAGAAAAUAACUGUCACUUCCUGCGUGUGGACAAGCAGGACUUCAACCGAAUCAUCAAGGAUGUGGAAGCAAAAACCAUGAGGCUGGAAGAACACGGCAAAGUGGUGUUGGUUCUGGAGAGGAGCUCUCAGGGUACCGGCCCUUCCCGUCCCCCAACCCCAGGCAGGAACAGGUAUACAGUAAUGUCUGGCACCCCAGAGAAGAUCCUAGAACUCCUGUUGGAAGCUAUGCGACCAGAUUCCAGUGCUCAUGACCCAACAGAGACAUUCCUCAGUGACUUCCUGCUGACCCACAGUGUCUUCAUGCCCAGCACCCAGCUCUUCACUGCCCUCCUGCAUCACUUCCAUGUGGAGCCAGCAGAGCCUGCUGGAGGCAGCGAGCAGGAACGAAGCACCUACAUCUGCAACAAGAGGCAGCAGAUUCUGCGGCUAGUCAGCCGGUGGGUGGCCCUGUACGGCCCCAUGCUCCACUCAGACCCCGUGGCCACCAGCUUCCUCCAGAAACUCUCAGACCUGGUGAGCAGGGAUGCCCGACUUAGCAACUUGCUGAAGGAACAGUGGCCGGAGAGGCGGCGGCACCACAGGUUGGAGAAUGGCUGUGGGAAUGCAUCUCCUCAGACCAAGGCCCGAAAUGCACCUGUUUGGCUCCCUAGCCAGGAGGAAUCCCUCCCAAGCAGCACUGGUGCCAUCCGAGUUGGGGACAAAGUUCCCUACGACAUCUGCAGACCCGAUCACUCGGUGGUGACCCUACAGCUGCCUGUGACGGCCUCUGUGAGAGAGGUGAUGGCAGCUCUGGCCCAUGAGGAUCACUGGACCAAGGGACAGGUGCUGGUAAAGGUCAAUUCUGCAGGCGAUGUUGUUGGCCUGCAGCCAGAUGCCCGUGGUGUGGCCACAUCCCUGGGGCUCAACGAGCGGCUCUUUGUUGUUGACCCACAGGAAGUGCAUGAGCUGACCCCACACCCUGAGCAGCUGGGGCCCACUCUGGGUUCUUCUGACAUGCUCGAGCUAGUGAGUGCCAAGGACCUGGCAGGCCAGCUGACAGACCACGACUGGAACCUCUUCAACAGGAUCCACCAGGUGGAGCUGAUCCAUUAUGUCCUGGGCCCCCAGCACCUGCGGGAUGUCACCACCGCAAACCUGGAGCGCUUCAUGCGCCGUUUCAAUGAGCUGCAGUACUGGGUGGCCACUGAGCUCUGUCUGUGCUCAGUUCCCGGCCCCAGGGCUCAGCUGCUUCGGAAGUUCAUCAAGCUGGCAGCCCACCUCAAGGAGCAGAAGAAUCUCAACUCCUUCUUUGCGGUCAUGUUUGGCCUCAGCAACUCUGCCAUCAGCCGCCUGGCCCACACCUGGGAGCGUCUACCCCAUAAAGUACGGAAGCUGUACUCCGCCUUGGAGAGGCUGCUGGACCCCUCAUGGAACCACCGAGUUUAUCGAUUGGCACUCACUAAGCUCUCCCCUCCUGUCAUCCCUUUUAUGCCUCUGCUACUCAAAGACAUGACCUUCAUCCACGAGGGAAACCACACGCUCGUAGAGAACCUCAUCAACUUUGAGAAGAUGCGAAUGAUGGCCAGAGCCGUGCGAAUGCUCCAUCACUGCCGGAGUCACAACACUGUGCCUCUGUCACCACUCAGAAGCCGAGUAUCCCACAUCCACGAGGACAGCCAGGCAUCAAGGAUUUCCACAUGCUCUGAGCAGUCCCUGAGCACCCGGAGUCCAGCUAGCACCUGGGCCUAUGUCCAGCAGCUGAAGGUCAUCGACAACCAGCGGGAACUGUCCCGCCUCUCCCGGGAGCUGGAGCCAUGAGGAGGGACUGGGCAGAGCAGGCACUUCUCUCAGAGAAAGCCAGAGCCUGUGGGGCCCAAGAGGUUCAGAGGCCAGCCACGGCUGGGCAGGGCUCUUCGUGGAGAGGACUCAAGGCCCUGGAGUGGGCAGUGUAGAGGCAGCUGUCCCCUGUGAUGACUGUCGGCUAAGGAGAUCUUUGAUGUGGAACUGAGCUGGCCACAAGGCCAAGGAAGAGGGGACAUUGAUGCCCUGGAGUGGGUAGGAGGAGCUAGGAGGUGCAGAACUCUGAGGCUCGAUAGACAGCUCUCCCACGAGGCUUUUUGCACCAUCUGUGCAUGCAGCUGUGCCGCUCAGUGGUCGCCAGGCCCUGUGCUUGUUUUCCAUAGGGGUCAGAGAGCUCACAUCUGUAUGAUGUGUGUGCACAGGGUGGGGCCUUGCCUGGGAAAGGAUGGGGAGUUCUGCUUUUCUCUCCACAUAUCUGAGAUAAACAGCUGGGUGUAGGCAGGGCUGUUGCCUAGAGUGGUGGUCCCUGUGGCGCUGCAUUGUUCCCAUAAAUUAACAAAGAUAUGUGUGUUCUACAGCCUGGGUGUGUGGCAGGGAAUGGCCGGUGGAAGAGGAGGUUGUCCCUCUGGGCGCAGAGAGCAGCCCCAGCACCUCGGGCUGGCCUCCAGGAAAGCUGACUGUUGCCCAGAUGGGCUACAGUGCUGUCCCGGACACUCUGGGGACCAUCAGCUCUGCAAAAAAAAGAUAAUGAAAGUCCAGAUGCAGCUAGCGUCCUCUACUGUCUCCUUCCCAGCCCUGCUUCCUCUCUCUGCCCUUGAUCCCGUUGGGUGUUGUGUAUGCUGAGCAGAGGCCUCAAGAGGGUGAGGGAAGAGGCAGGCAGAGGAAACCAACCGAAGCAUAACUGAUUUCCAGGAAACAUGAAUUUAUCCUUGGGGAUGAGUUGAGUGUUCCCCACCCUUACAUCCCACCCCGCCAGCACAUAUUCUGUGUUGGUUAAGGACCUCUUUUCCCUGCCUCUUCAGCACCUGCCUGGGCAGAGUUUUGUGCCUGGAAACUCCAUGCCAGGAUGCCACCCUCUCUGCUCUCCUUGUUGGCAACCUGAAAGAAACCCCACAGCCUCCACCAUGACCCUGAGUAAACUCCAGGGCAGCAGCACUCUCGGGCAUCUAGAGGAGGUGCCUGCAGCAACAGGGCAGCGGGAGGCAGCUAGGGCAGUCCUGUACUUGUCCUGCAGGUGCAGCAGCUGGAUCAGACUUGACAUACUCCGUGCACCACCCCAACCCCCACUCCCCGGCCAGACUCCUCAGCCUGAGGUUACAGAUGCUGUGUUAGCUGCUCCCAGGAAAGAUCCAAGCUGUUGGCAAGGAGACAGCACAUGGACAUUACACCUCGGGUCUAAUGAGCCUGAGCACACCAGUGUGUGUGCUUUGCCUUCAUUUGUCCAGCUGUAAAGUGGGUAUGAUAUAGGGUUGUUGGUAACAAACAAGGCAGCAGGUCUUGCCUCCUUCAGAGUGACUGUCACAGUCCUGUAUCCAUGACCUAGAGGACAAGCCGCAUCUUCUGGAGUGGAGUCUGAGACAGCUCUCAGGAUGCAAUCAACUGGUGGGAUGACCAAACCAGUUCUGUUGCCUGUGGGCAGGGAGGGAGGAUCUGAGGGAAGCGUCCAGAGCUGAGCAAUCAUGAGUCCAGGCCCAAGCAUCAGUGAGUCAGGAGUCCCUGAAGCUUUCUUGUCUUCUAAGCCCAUUGUCACUGUUUCAGUCGAGGCCAUGCCAGUCAGUCUCAGCCCUUUGCCAUCUUCGCAGACUCCAGGGUGAAACCAACCCAGCGAUGAGACAGGCUUUGUCCUUCACCUGCUUUCCUUUCUUUCCCUGGUCACACUUACCUUCUGACCAACAUUCUGGGCUCCUUGUGGGUCUUCCAGGUUAAACAAGCUGCAACUUCCCAGAUGCUCUACCUCUGUCUACCUGGACCUCUUUGAGCCUGUUGGGAAAGAUUCUGGCAGGAGAACAAUGCCCUGGAGACACAGGGGACACAGACUGGGGUGUGGAUGUAUGAGGGAGGUCACUGCCUAGGGGACAAGGGGCUGAGGAAGAGUCCAGGCUCCUGAUGGCAGUCUCCUGAUGUUCAGGCAGAGGGCGGGGACGGUGCUCCUGCUCUCUAGCUUCCCAGGCUGUGUGUAUAUGUGGGUGGUGGAGGCUCCUGAGGCCAAAGUAGGAGGGGAAGAUCACAGGCUUGUUGAGAAAGACUGAACAAGGGAGGAGGGGACCUGAAAUCUAGCAUUUAAAAGACUUGUUACCUAAAGAAGUAGAACAGAGGGUGUGUGUGUGUGUGUGUGUGUGUGUCUGUCUGUCUGUCUGUCUGUCUGUCUGUCUGUCUAUCUGUCUGUUGAGAGAAAGCAGCACGGAAUGGUCAUUGCAUAUGUCUGUGACCCUCCCUAUCUCCCUAUGGUCUCUCUAAAGGCUAUAGCCACAGGUUAGGCCAGCCAAGGACUUCAGCAGGGGAGGUUAUGCCUCUCUAGCAGUGCAGUGCCUGGUGAAAGGGUAGAAGUUGGAGCCAACCCUCCCCUGUCCUUCAAGCUUUAUCACCCUUUAUAGGAGGAUCGGCACAAACCCGUGACCAGCUCAGAGUUCAGCUGGGUGGAAGCAGGCCUGCUUUCACAGUCUUCUUGGCUCUAUGUCUCCAACAACCCUGAACCGGAUUGCACUCUGCUUCCCAAGUAGCAAAAAUUAGACAUUCUGAUGUUGCUGUUAUUCAUGAGAUUUUGUCAGGAUAAUAAUAGUCUGAGAUUUGAAUAGA